AUGUCGCCACGUGCGCCUGUCCGCCGUCGCCGCCGCCGCGUGCGUGACUCGAUCGAGAACGACGACGACGACGUGCUGGACGCAAUGCUGGUCGAGCUCGGCAUACCUACCGACGCGCACGAACCCAAGCCGAGCGCUGCCGCCGCCGACGUCAUUGAACUCGUGACGCCGCCGCAAACGCCCUCUGGGUACGCAAAAAAACGGCAAAAAAACCAUUGCGACGAGCGUUCGAUUGUCGACUUGACCACGUCUCCCUCAUCGCCACAGGAGCUCUCGAGAGGCUACACGCAGACCCACUCGACAAGUGGCUGCAUCGACCUCAUUACACUGGAAAACAACAACUCUGAAUCAAACGAAUCAAACGAAUCGAACGAAUCAAACACACCGCACGUGUGGCCGAACUCACCGCUGUCCGAGUCCUUUGCGUCGUUGUCGUCGUGGGAAGGCACAAGUCUCAGUCGCGUCUCGUCGUCACCGGACGUUGUGGUUUCGUGUCGCUCGUCGCCCGAGUUGGCGUCGACUGAUGCCGAACGUCUGCCAGCGGACCGCCAAGCGCCGAAAAAAACGCCACGGGCCAAAAAAGCGCCACAAGAGCGACGACUGUCUGCGAGUUUCGAACACUUGCGAGUCGCCAUGACGAAAAAAACACAAAGCAGUGAAUCAAACCGGAAUCAAACAACGCAAGAGUUGGCAGGGGCUGCUAUGGCUACAAAAAGAACUGCUACAGCUACUGCUGCUAUGGCUACACAAACUACUACAGCUGCUGCUGGUACGGACAGUGCUGCUGCCCAAUUGGAUGCAGAGAUUGAAGUGCCGAUGUCACUGACGAGAUGGAAGCAAACUCGAUCGAGGGCUGCAAGUGGGACACGUCGUGACGCCACUGCCGCAGUUGGAACGUUGACGAUGGUGGCAGUGGUGAUGCUGCAGAUGGAACAGGCGCUGAACUCGUCGGUUAUGGGUCAGAGCAUUCGACAGGCAUUACAGAGUCACGUGUACAAUGGCAAACCCGUGCCGUAUACAAUUGCAGCGCCGCUGGAUUGUAUCGUGCCGGGAGUGAUUCGGUGGGAGCGGCGAGAUGGCGAGAUUGUGCAUUGUUGCUGUGCGAUCUACUACGAAGCAACGGAGUUUCUCCAGGUGUUGCAGCAGAAAAGCUACGGGGAAGUAGUUGCUGCUGUGCAGUACCUGCGAACGCUGGUCCCGACAGACCAGCACUCGACAUGCGAGACUGAACGAGCUAACGAGCAGCAAGAGAUUCGUAGCUUUUUCGUCAUUGUUGAAGGAAUGGACCGUGCGCUGAUCGAAGAGAAGAAGCGGCAAAAGAAGAGGAAAACGGCUGGCUCGACUACCAUCGCAAGUGGCGAGUCUCCGGCGAUCACUUUUGCGGAUUUGCACGAAGUGGCCUUCCAGUUGUAUAUGGACCUGGGAGCUCAUACAAAGUUCACGUGUGACCUCGAUGAUACGGUGAACUACAUUGCUCUGCUGACUCGUGAACUCGUGAUUGCAUCAUCGCGUGCAUCUCUUUCCGAGGAAUACCUGGAAGCCGUACCUCGGUGCAACUCAUUCCGAGUGACUCAUACCGGAGCUACUACAAGUGCGUGUGCCAACACUUGGUUGCGAAUGCUCCAAGUCAUACCUGGUGUGAGUGAGGGCAAAGCGCAGUGUCUUUUGGACCACUUUCCUACGUUCGACAGUCUCAUGCGAGCGUAUCAAGACCCGAACGCAACGCUUGCGCAGAAACAGGAUCUUGUGGCGGACAAAUUGCGCGACGGUCGGAUUCAGCGAGCUCUUUCGAAGCGCAUUUACUCUGUCUUUUGCGAGGAGAACCCCAACGCGUUGGUGUAG
Messenger RNA from Hyaloperonospora brassicae, 1842 nucleotides. Lineage: Eukaryota; Oomycota; Peronosporomycetes; Peronosporales; Peronosporaceae. The record is from the annotation of a GenBank genome assembly.